AUGGGUAUUGCUUUUGAUGACGUAUUAAUGUUUUUAUUCUCCAUCAGUGCUGCUCAGAGUCAAACAACACUGGAGUCCCUGCAGUGCCACUUCACCUGGGACCUGGACUACAGCAAACCUCAGCUAUAUCGUCUCAGGGAUAGGCUGGAGGACGUCUGCACAGACAGAGGAAACAGAUGGCUCGGUCAUUUCUACAACCUGCAGGGGUUCAUCCAGUUCAAACUGGAGAAAUAUGAGGAUGCAAAGAGAUUGUUCAACAAGGCUGCAGAGGUCUUCAGUGAGCUGAGACAUGCAGAUGAGGGUCCCUGGUUGGUAGUGAACUAUGGGAACCUGGCCUGGCUGCACCACCACCUGGGAGAGGAUGAAGAGAGUCAGGCUUACCUGUCAAAGGUAGAUGCCCUGAUGAAGAAAUACCCACCUCCAUCCCAGAGUGAGCUCCACCCAGAGAUCCACGCUGAAAAAGCCUGGACUCUGAUUUACAUGACAGAGGAGUUUAAUGCUGCUGUUGAUCACUUUGAAAAAGCUGCCAGGAUGCAGCCGGACAUGGUGGAUUGGAACUCCAGCUAUGUCAUACAUUUAGUAAAAGCCCAGGAGCACAACACCGGAGAGGUGGAGGCUGACCUCCUGGAGAAAAUAAGAGCUGCAAAGGAACGAGAUCCAGAGAACCUGUACCUCGCAGUUCUCUACCUAGAACAGCGUGCAAAGAAAGGAGAGAAAGUCCAAGAGGAAGUUCGAGAGUUUGCCAGAAACAAUUUGGGAAGUCUAAGCUGCAGCUACAGUUGUAUGAGAUUAUUACUAGAGGUCUACAAAAACCACCUAUCUAUUGAUGAGGCCAUUGAUUUGGCAGAAGAGGCUCUGAAAAUGCAUCCAGAUCGGCGUCACCUGAAGAAGAAUGCUGCACUUUGUUAUAGAUGGAAGAUGUUGUUUUUCAGGGACAGCCCCACUAGACCAGGCAUGAAAGACCGAGCAAUCAGUCUUCAUGAGGAGCUGCUUUCUCUUUACCCUGACUCUCAACUCCUGAAGAAAAUUGAUCUUGCUACAGUCUAUGCAAAAUCAGGUUACAAGGCUGAAGCUGAGCAGAUAUAUCAGGAGCUGCUUCAAGAUGAACUGGAUCCUGCAGACAAACAGCUCCUUUAUAAUACUUAUGCAAGGUAUUUAUACUACGAUCAGCACGACAGGGAUGGUUCCAUCAGAUACCACAUGAAAGCAGCAGAAAUACCAGUCAGAUCCUGUUUCGGUAAGGGCAGUAUGAGAGUUCUGAACAAGAUUAAAGACAGGGGUCAACACCGAAUGUGUCCAGAAAUAGAGGAGUUUCUGAAAAACCUGCAAGUGCUGGAAUAA
Xyrichtys novacula (pearly razorfish) is the source of this 1341-nucleotide messenger RNA. Lineage: Eukaryota; Metazoa; Chordata; Actinopteri; Labriformes; Labridae. The record is from the annotation of a GenBank genome assembly.